CGGACGGGUGUAACCGGAGAAAUGAAGCUAUUGUACCUGACCUGUGCGCUCCUGGCGAGCUUCGCUGUGAUUUGGGCCGCCAGUGGAGAGGAGGAACAGGAGGAGGAGCCGGGAACUGAGCAACUUGCCAAGCAGCACAGCUCGAGGCAAAGUCCUGGCCAAGGAUUCAAGAUCAUAUCCUUCGAUGCAGUGGGCAAAAACAUUGCUCUGGGUCUGGAUUACCUAGUGCCCUUUCUGGAGGUUCCUGUCAAGCGAAAGAGAAAUGCUCCGCCGAAGCCACUUGUGAUCGUAAAUUCAGCGGCAGUUGUUAGCUGUGGACUCGUGGUGGCAGGAGGAGUUCUUGUGGGCCACUUGAUCCGCAGCUUGGGAUUGGAAGCCAUUACAGGAGAUCCGACCAAGCCCAUUUUCGGUAACUCUUCCUUUCUUAAACCAAAGUCCUCGGAGGAGAUUUCACCUACCUCUACUCCUUCACCUGGAUUGAAUGCUACAAAUGCCACCUCCAGAGGACUUUUCGAUGAGGAUCUUAACAUUUCUGGAUUCUUUGACAACUUUAAGCUGAUAUACCGCAACGAAACUGGAGACAGAGUGGCCACAAGUCUUCCCAAUAUUAUGGGAAUCAUCGAACAAUCGUUCUUCAAGAACGAGGUUGAUCUUUCCGUGUGCCUGCUUAAAUCCAUUUGCACUUUGACCCACAGAGCAGGUGAAAAAGUUCUGAAGGGUGAGGCUUCAGAUGUGGAGCAUCUACUGGAUGGAGCCUCCAAGUGGUCCUGGCUGCUGGCUUGGCUGGAGCAAUCCGCUUUUCGAGACGCCAUCGAUGCGGGGAAAGUAAGUUCGCCCCAUCACUGCACCAUCAAGUACCCGGAGUGUAAGUGGACGGCUCCGGAGGAGCAAAUUAUGGAGUUGUUGCGCAAUAACGUCCAGUUUAAAUAGGCUAAUGCAAAAUUACUACAUAUGUACAUUACACGAAUAAAUGUUUUUACAUUUACUCUACAUGAUCCGUACAUGGAUGGGGUUUGCGUCUCGAAUUCGACGUCGAAUUAAUUUGCUUGCG
Messenger RNA from Drosophila ficusphila, 1051 nucleotides. RefSeq lists its product as uncharacterized. The transcript has 3 exons. The record is from RefSeq and is a predicted model, not a curated record. NCBI's taxonomy places the organism in Eukaryota, Metazoa, Arthropoda, Insecta, Diptera, Drosophilidae. Bases 22 to 930 code for a protein of 302 amino acids.